Messenger RNA from Mizuhopecten yessoensis (Yesso scallop), 1422 nucleotides. RefSeq lists its product as uncharacterized. The transcript has a single exon. NCBI's taxonomy places the organism in Eukaryota, Metazoa, Mollusca, Bivalvia, Pectinida, Pectinidae. The record is from RefSeq and is a predicted model, not a curated record. Bases 212 to 1420 code for a protein of 402 amino acids. Gene Ontology annotation, molecular function: ubiquitin protein ligase activity; translation repressor activity. Gene Ontology annotation, biological process: negative regulation of translation; proteasome-mediated ubiquitin-dependent protein catabolic process; protein polyubiquitination.
ACAGAAAAAACAAGACAUUCAAAACUUUAUUGACAGAACUGAACAAAAUGACCUGGUACAACUUAGGGAAUACAUCACAUCUUCUGAUACACUUCUUAGAGACAAUACGAGCAAUUUUGAGGAUCUUUCAAAUAAGUUGAAAAAGCAAACAGACAAAUUAAAACAAGACCUCGACUUCCUGACAGCACAGACACUCUCUCUUUACCACAAAAUGGAGGAGGAUAAUACCAAGCUUAUACAGAAAUACAAACAGGACCUUGAAAUGUAUAACGAGCAACUCCGACAACAAAUUCAGGAAUGCAAAACAGCACUCCAACAUGGCUCUCACAUAGAAAUCUACGACACAGGAUGUGAAAUUCAUUUCCCAAUCAGUGUCCCUGUAAAACCUGUCCUGGGUACUGCCAGUUUCACUCCAAACAAAACCCCUCAACAUCACCUAGAACUGGCCUUAGGGAACAUUGACGCCUUAGGUCAAGGUCAGGCUUCAACUGACCAGGACGGGUCAGUCGGGGCAUCUGGUGGUCAGAAACCAUCCUCUACAUCACAACAGACAGAACCAAAAGGAAAGAAGGCAGUGACUAUGUACAAACUACUGUCACAGACCAAAGUGUUGGAGGAGUGGUGGUCUCCUGUUGGUAUUUAUUCUAUAUGCCCCACCACUGAUGGUCAGGUGUGGACUAGUGGUUACAGUAACACAUUAACUCUCCUGGACAGGAAGGGGAAAGUAAUACAGGAGGUUAAACACAAAACUAACAUCAACGACAUAAGUCUGUCACCAACAACACACACACUGUGGGUCUGUGACAGAGAAAACAACAUCAUGGAGCUGGUAUCAGGACAGCUAAAACACAGAUUCAGCACCAAGGUGAGACCCAGGUGUAUCUGUGUUACUGUCUGUAACCAUGUCAUUGUGGGGAUGACCAACAACAUCUCCAAAUUUACCACACAAGGUCAAAUGGUGCUCACUACAAGUGUUACAGGGACUGGGAAGCCAUUGGUGUGUACACCAGGGAGGAUCUCAGAGUGUCCUGUCACUCACAAUGUCGCAGUGGUUGAUUGGAAUAUUAAGGAUGAUGGUGGUGAUGGGAUAGCACAUGUUCUUGUUAUGGACACUGAUUUCAAGGAACUGUUUGUAUAUAGAGGUGACAUCCCCAGUACAUAUAAACAAUCAUCACAUAAAGGAGCUAAACCAUUUAACCCCUAUGGUGUGGUGUAUGACAGUGUGGGGAACAUUAUCAUAGGGGACUGGAACAACAACAGAGUCCUACUCAUCAGUGGACGUGGCGAGUUCCUCAGGAUCAUACACACAGACACAGGCUAUACACGGGCUGUAGGUGUAGACAAGGAGGAUGUCCUGUGGGCAGUGUUUGGUGGGGUGUUUGGUGGGAAUGUUAAACUACUACAGUACAGCAGUGUGUGACU